This is a messenger RNA of Pistacia vera, 740 nucleotides long. RefSeq names its product protein BUNDLE SHEATH DEFECTIVE 2, chloroplastic-like. Gene Ontology annotation, molecular function: protein folding chaperone. Gene Ontology annotation, cellular component: protein folding chaperone complex; chloroplast stroma. The record is from RefSeq and is a predicted model, not a curated record. The transcript is spliced from 5 exons. Lineage: Eukaryota; Viridiplantae; Streptophyta; Magnoliopsida; Sapindales; Anacardiaceae. Bases 102 to 497 code for a protein of 131 amino acids.
GUGAUGGCUGUAUUUAUUCGUUACCACCACCAAUACAAAAACAUAAAGCAGAAUUCUUUCACUUCUCAAUAUACAAAGAAGUAACAAAAACUCUGUCGAGAAUGGCAAACUCCCUUUGUUUCUCCCCCGUUUGUUCCUUCAAAUCCCCGAACAAGCCAGGUAUAGCUAUCGACAAUUCAGUUGCUCGAAAGUCUAUCCGGGUGAAUGAAGUGUUUCACAACUCAAGAACUGCCAAAAUUCGAUCUUUAGAGGUUAAGGCUGCAGAUAGCAAUCAAAGCGCCAAACCAAGGAGCAUAGUCUGUGCUGACUGUGAAGGAAAUGGUGCCAAACAAUGUUCUCAAUGCAACGGUACUGGAGUUAAUUCUGUGGAUCAUUUCAAUGGACAGUUUAAAGCCGGCGGAUCAUGUUGGCUUUGCAGAGGGAAGAGAGAGAUUUUGUGUGGGAAUUGUAAUGGAGCUGGGUUUAUUGGUGGAUUCAUGAGCACAUUUGAUGAGUAAGAGGUAGUAAAAUUGUGUCUGCCUGCCAAGCUAUGUGUUAAUUAGGUUCUGUUAUGUUCGUACGUUGAAUGGCAGUCAUAUAAUACAUCAUACGACAGUUCCAGACGUAUGAAAAAAGUCUUGUACCAUUUAUUUGGAGUGGAAUUUCCAAAUUUUCCAAACCAACCAGGAUAUGCUGAAAUUUUGUAAUGUUGAUGAUGUAUUUGUUUACCUAUUUUCAGUAUCGAUGAUGUAAUUCAAGUA